CAAACACUUGAAAAGGAUUGUAGUAGUGCUACUAGUCAUGGCUUCCUCCCUGUCAGUGGUAGUGCUCAUCCUGUGCCUAGCGGCGUCGGCCACGGCGCAACGACUGUCGCCGACAUUCUACUCUAGGUCGUGUCCCCGAGCUCUGGCCACCAUCAAGGCCGCCGUGACGGCCGCGGUGGCACAGGAGCCUCGCAUGGGGGCCUCCCUGCUCAGGCUCCACUUCCAUGACUGCUUUGUCCAAGGUUGCGACGCGUCGGUGUUGCUGAACGACACGGCCACCUUCACCGGGGAGCAGACGGCGUUCCCCAACGUGGGAUCGAUCAGAGGCUUCACCGUGGUCGACAACAUCAAGGCGCAAGUCGAGGCCGUGUGCCCGCGCACCGUCUCCUGCGCCGACAUCCUCGCCGUCGCCGCCCGCGACUCCGUCGUCGCGUUAGGAGGGCCUUCAUGGAGGGUUCUUCUCGGGAGGAGGGACUCAACGACGGCGAGCUUAUCUCUGGCCAACAGCGACCUGCCAGCUCCGUCUUUGGAUCUCGCCAAUCUCACCGCUGCGUUCGCCAGGAAGGGCCUUAGCAGAACCGACCUAGUUGCUCUCUCAGGCGCGCACACCAUCGGGCUGGCGCAGUGCACCAACUUCCGGGCUCGGAUCUACAACGAGACCAACAUCAACGCGGCGUUCGCGACGCUGCGGCGGGCCGGCUGCCCCGCGGCGGCCGGCAACGGGGACGGCAACCUGGCGCCGCUGGACACGGCGACGGCCACCGCGUUCGACAACGCCUACUACACCAACCUGCGGGCGCAGAGCGGGCUCCUGCACUCGGACCAGCAGCUCUUCAACGGCGGCGCCACGGACGGGCUGGUGCGCACGUACGCCUCCACCCCGACACGGUUCAACAGGGACUUCGCCGCCUCCAUGGUCAGGAUGGGGAACAUCAGCCCGCUCACCGGCUCGCAGGGCCAGAUCAGGCUCGCCUGCUCCAGGGUGAACUAACUACCCUAGGACACACAGGAGCCUGUUCGUCGUCUCAGCUCCCAAUGCAAGCGAUCCGAUCCAACAGUGAUCACACGUGUCUGGGAGCUAUGUAAUAAGGCCUUUUUCGGCCACUACUGUCACUUGUAGUGCUUGUGUUUGUACUACUGGGCGUGGUUCAUGCACAGGAACAGCCCUUUAAUUUCUUGGGUCAUCAUCAACAUCAAGCGUGUGAAAUGACCGAGAAAUAAGUGGCGUGUAGCCAACCCAUGUCAUGUACUCCAUCUGAAACUUGUGAGUAGUUGCCCUCAUGCAAAUGCUUGUGGGACCCCCCGACCCCCGCGUAGUUCCCUUGCCCAACCAUGUUACAGUGUUACAGUUGCAAAUUGUCAUCGUGGCAGUAUCAUACCAUCAAUGAAAUGAAAUGAUGUUCAUGUGAGAAG
Messenger RNA from Setaria italica (foxtail millet), 1413 nucleotides. RefSeq names its product peroxidase 70. Gene Ontology annotation, biological process: response to oxidative stress; hydrogen peroxide catabolic process. The transcript has 4 exons. The record is from RefSeq and is a predicted model, not a curated record. Lineage: Eukaryota; Viridiplantae; Streptophyta; Magnoliopsida; Poales; Poaceae. Bases 38 to 991 code for a protein of 317 amino acids. Gene Ontology annotation, molecular function: peroxidase activity; heme binding.